Messenger RNA from Plectropomus leopardus (leopard coralgrouper), 4222 nucleotides. Lineage: Eukaryota; Metazoa; Chordata; Actinopteri; Perciformes; Serranidae. The record is from RefSeq and is a predicted model, not a curated record.
UUUCACUGGCUCGUCUCCGGAGCUGGAUGGGAUGUAGAGGACUUGAAUUCUGCGAUUUUCUCCUUUUCAAAACACACUAAAGGAGGUUUAAGACAUGAGUGUCCUUUUUACAGAGCUCACACUUCCCUGUAAACGACCUGUAAAUGUCCGGUCCCCUGCAGGUGUCACAGUUUGGGCAGAGGACGGGGAUAUCGCCCAAGAGGAGGCGCGUUCUUCUCCCCCCUGGUCAGAGGAGCGCUGUGAGGAGCUCUGGGAUCGGGUGGAGGGGGUACGGCACAAGCUGACGCGCAUCCUCAACCCGGCCAAACUCACCCCAUACCUGCGGCAGUGCAAGGUCAUUGAUGAGCAGGAUGAAGACGAGGUGCUCAACUCUACACAGUACCCACUGCGCAUCAGCAAGGCCGGUCGCUUGCUGGACAUUCUGCAUGGUCAAGGCCAGCGAGGCCUUCAAGCCUUCAUGGAGUCACUGGAGUUUUACCACCCAGACCAGUACACACAGCUGACGGGACAGCAGGCCACGCAGCGAUGCUCCCUCAUACUGGAUGAGGAGGGUCCGGAGGGUUUGACACAGUUCCUGCUCCUGGAGGUGCGUAAACUUCGAGAGCAGCUUCGAAACAGCCGCAUGUGUGAGCGACGCCUGUCUCAGCGCUGCCGCAUGGCAGAGGAGGAACGCAGCCGUGCUGAACGCAAAGCUCAGGAGUUACGUCAAGACAGACUGCAACUUGAGAGGCUGCGGCAGGACUGGGAGUCGGCCAGCCGAGAGCUGGGCAAGCUGAAGGACAGGCACCUGGAGCAGGCUGUGAAGUACUCCAGGGCCCUGGAAGAGCAGGGCAUGGCCUCCACCCGUGAGAGAGAGCUGCUGAGGCAGGUAGAGGAGCUGAAGUCCAGGUUGGCCGAGACAGAAAAACAAACAAUCAAUACUCCAGGGAAUACCACGCCAGCAAAACGGAACAGUUUGCUCUCUAAUGGAGUAAAUGAUUCUCCGCCUGCUUUACCAGAAAAGCCGUUGCAUCGUAUUCACAUUAAGAAAGCCGAGAAUAUAGAAGCUCAGAUGAAGGUCUCAGCUCCCACCAGUGGAACCGUAGCUCUGAUGGAUAUCUUGCAGCAGGACCGCAGGGAGGCUGCAGAGCAGAGGCAGGAGCUCUGUGAUAUCAUCACCAGACUACAGGGGGAGCUACAGAGCACUGAGGAAAACUGGGAGAAGCUGGAGUCGCAGUGCGAGCAGCUGCAGCUAAAGGUCAGAACUCUCCAGCUGGACUGGGAGACUGAGCAGAAGAGGAGUGUGUCCUAUUUCAACCAGAUCAUGGAACUGGAAAAGGAGCGAGACCAGGCUCUGCGCAGUCGAGACAGCCUGCAGCUGGAGUACACAGACUGUCUGCUGGAUAAGAACCGUCUGCGUAAACGCAUUGCAGAGCUGCAGGCCAACCUGGAGCAGCUGGAGAGGGAGCAAGAGAGAGAAAGGGAGAGGGGCCGCGAGCAGAUGGAGCAGAGCAGCACCUGUCUGCACUGUUCUCACCUGUCCCUGUGCAGCGAGGACCAGUGCUACGGCCCCUGCUGUUCCCUCGGCCUGGACCUCAAACCUCAGGCCAAUAGCACUCGCCCGCUGCUACGAAAGACGCACUCUAGUGGUCAAGCUAAUGAAAACUCAGGGGAUUCUCAUUCCAACUCCGAGGAGAAUCUCCUUUCAUCAACAGAAGACAAUGAAAAAGAAAUAAAUCGUCUCUCCACAUUCCCCUUCCCGCCAUGUAUGAACUCUAUCAACCGCAGAUUCAACACAGAGUUCGACUUGGAAUCGUGGGGCAGUGAUGAGAACGAUAACAUUACAGGUGAGCAGAGUGAACCCUCUCUGUGGGAUUCCUGUAACUCCUUACACUCUCAUCUCUUCCCCCCUGACUUGGUUAACCUGCCUGCAGUCUCUUCACACCAACCCAAUCCCAGUGUUCCCAGGAUACCCUCCCGCUCCCCAUCCUCAAGCCCCCCCAUCUCACCAAAGCACGGGAGAGCAAGUCUAGCUGACGAUAUCACGAUAGUAGGAGGAAACCAAACAGGGAUCUUUGUCCGCCAUGUUAAAGCCGGUUCCCCAGCUGAACAGUGUGGACUGAAGGAGGGCACUGAGCUGCUGGAGCUGGAGCGUGUCCUGUUUGGUGGGGGCAGCGUGCUGCUGGGCCAGUGCACUGCUGAGGUAGCCCAUUUUUCUCUGCAGUGGUGGACCGAGCCUUCAGCACUCAAACAUAAGAGCAACCCAGAGGCAUACUCCAAGCUGUGCUCCCAGCUCUCAUCGCCUACUUUUAUGGGCGCUGACUCCUUCUAUGUGCGUGUUAAUCUCAACAUGGAGCCUCGGGGUGACCCGCCGUCUCUGGGUGUGUCAUGUGAUGACAUUAUACAUGUCACAGACACAAGGUACAAUGGAAAAUAUCAUUGGAGCUGUUCCCUGGUGGACCCACUCACAGCUAAGCCUCUGCAGAGAGGAACCAUGCCCAACUACAACAGGGCCCAACAGCUGUUACUCGUCAGGCUACGAAAAAUGGCCCUGGAGCAAAAGGACUUCAAGAGGAAGUUCUUAAGGAAAGCAUCUGGGCGUGUACGGUUGGUAAAAGCAGUGGACCCCAGUUGCCGUGGGUUUGGUUCCACACAGCAGGUCCUUUACACACUCAGCAAACGUCACGAGGAGCACUUGAUCCCAUACAGUUUAGUGCACCCGGUGCAGGUGCAGACUAAGCGGCCGGUCAUCUUCUCCCCGUCUCUCCUCUCACGUGGUCUCAUAGAGAGGUUGCUGCAACCAGCAGAGUCUGGUUUGAAGUUCAACACCUGCCCAGCAGAGCCAAUCCAGGCUUCAGAGAGGCGAGACAAGAGAGUGUUCCUGUUGGAUUCCUGCAGUCCAGAGCAGGCUCUGGGCAUACGGCUGGAGACAAUACAGGAUGUCAUCAGCCAGGACAAACACUGUCUGCUGGAGCUGGGGCUACCCAGUGUUGAGGGCUUAUUGAGACAAGGGAUUUACCCUAUCGUCAUCUAUAUUCGCCCGAAGAGCAAAAAGCACAAGAAGCUAAGGAAGUUUUUUCCUCGGUGUGGAGAGGACAGCGUCAUGGAGGAGGUGUGCCAGGCCGAGGAGCUGCAGCUGGAGACACUACCCCUGCUCUACUACACCCUGGAGCCCAGCACCUGGAGCUGCACUGAUGAGCUGCUGGCAGCCAUAAGCAACGCCAUCCAGAGCCAGCAGAGGGCGGUGGCGUGGAUCGAACUGGACAGGUUGCAGUAGAGGAGAGAAACUGAAAAUGUAUAUUCACAAAGAACACUAGAUUCUGCUGUCUUUAAAUAAGGAUCUAUAGAGGAUUUAGAUGCAGUGUUGAAUCAUCCUACUACUAAGUGAGUUGACAAAGAUCAAUUUGGGAAUUACUUGUAAUUUCAAAAGACACUUAGCUCUAUGUACAUGCAUGCAAAGAUAAAUGUCAUACUUAUGUCCUAUAUAGCCAAGCUGGACUUGCUAAAAUGGGCGGAUAGUGAAAACAUUUACAUUAACCCACACAAGAAAUGUCACAUGACCUACUGGUUUACCUGUUUUUAUUAACAAGAAUUAUGUCAUGUUACUGUUUUCCAUUCAAACUAAGUUUUAUUGAAUAACUGUACUUUGAAUAUAUUUCUCAUGGGAUCACACAUUUUAAAGGUAUUUGAAUCACUGGUCAUACAUGAGUAUAAAUGUAAGCUGUGAGGUCACAAAGAGGGGUGAAAGGUAUCUAGAUAUUUUUUUUAUGGCUGCAUAUGACAGAGUCAGCAAGUCUUUAUUUACACUACAUUGUACAACAGCAUGGAGGGGAAAAAUGACUAUCAAUAGAUGUAUAAAUACAUAAGUAAAUACCUAAAUAAAUUUUGUAACAUAUGUUGAAUUAAUUUAUGUUCAAUUAAAGCAAGAGAUAAAGGAUAAGUGCAUAAAUAAAAAUAAAAAAGUUAAUAAAUAAAAUGAACAGAAAUAAAUAUAAACUAAAAUGUAUUUUGGCAUUUUUGGACAACUACAUUUCUUAUGUAUGUUAAGGGGUUUGGUGGUCCUAAUCUCAGCAUUUAUUAUUUCCAUCUUCAUUUUGUUCUUUUAUUUAUUUAUUUCUGAAUAUAUUUAUACGUCUAUUCAUUGAUUGAUACUUAAGUGACUUUUAGCCCUCCAUGUAACAGAGGCUGCAUCAGUAUGACAAAAUUAUCUUGUUUUUGUAUCUGCCAUUUAUUUUCUUGUGUA